Messenger RNA from Lactuca saligna, 435 nucleotides. The record is from the annotation of a GenBank genome assembly. Lineage: Eukaryota; Viridiplantae; Streptophyta; Magnoliopsida; Asterales; Asteraceae.
AUGAUGGGCGCAGGAUCAUGGAGGACGGUUUCCCUUCCAGUGGAGGAGCAGCCAGUAUCUGGCACUACCGACCCUACAAACACUCCAACAGUGCUCACGACUUCUGAUGAGGAGCCGAUGGAGGACAGUGAUGAGAUCGAGGCUGAUGACAUCUUUGACCUUUCCGAGCCUGACUACACACCAGCUAAGCACGAGAACAUCAUCUCAGACUAUGAGCUGGAAGAGGGAGAGGAUGAUACCACCACUUUCCUAGAGAUCUCACCAUCCCUUCCUACUCCCUCACACAUAUCCUAUCGAUCAUGCGCUACUAGUACUCGAGUUAAAAAUACCAUGAUGAAGACUACAUCGAUCCCCUCUAGGAAGAGGCCAGCAUCCCCAUCACCAACAAAGAAACAUUGUAGUAACUAUACAUGGAUGCCUCAGAUUAAAUCAUGA